AUGGCGUUCACAUCUUUCUUUGCUUUCGUCAUACUCGCCGCGGUCGCCUCCGCUGCUCCUGCCAACCAAGCUGGCGUAUGCCCCGACGGCACCCACGUAUCGAACAAGGCGUGUUGCGCUUUCAUUCCUCUCGCGCAAGAUCUUCAGCAAACCGUCUUCCAGAAUGAGUGUGGCGAAGAUGCUCACGAGGUCAUCCGCUUGACUUUCCACGAUGCGAUUGCCAUUUCCCAGAGGCAAGGUCCUAAGGCUGGUGGAGGCGCGGACGGUUCAAUGUUGCUUUUCCCUCGCGUUGAGCCUGAGUUCCACGCCAACGACGGUAUUGACGACUCCGUCAACAACCUUAUCCCUUUCCUCGCCAAGCACCCGGUCAGCGCUGGUGACCUCGUUCAAUUCGCCGGCGCGGUCGCGCUCAGCAACUGCCCCGGUGCCCCGCGCCUCGAGUUCUUGGCCGGUCGACCGAACCACACCAUUCCUGCGGUUGAUGGCCUCAUUCCCGAACCACAGGACAGCGUCGACAAAAUACUCGCACGCUUUGAGGACGCCGGCAAUUUCUCGCCAUUCGAGGUCGUCUCACUCCUCUCUUCGCAUUCCGUCGCCCGCGCGGACAAGGUGGACACCACGAUCGACGCAGCUCCGUUUGAUUCCACGCCCUUCACCUUCGACACCCAGAUCUUCCUCGAGGUGCUCUUGAAGGGCGUAGACUUCCCCGGGACAAACAAUAACACGGGCGAAGUCUCCUCCCCUCUCUCCAAGCACUCGGGCAACGAUACAGGGGAGCUGCGCCUUCAGUCCGACUUCUUGCUUGCGCGUGACCCGCGCACUGCCUGCUUCUGGCAAGGCUUCGUGAACGAGCAAGACUUCAUGAGCAGCUCUUUCAGAGCGGCCAUGGCUAAGCUCGCCGUCCUCGGUCACAACCGCAACGACCUCAUCGACUGCUCCGAGGUCGUUCCCGUCCCCAAGCCCGCCGUAAAGAAGCCCGCGACGUUCCCUGCCACGAAGACCAGGAAUGAUCUCGACAAGUUGACCUGUAACAAGCCCUUCCCUGCCUUAGGCACCGACCCUGGCCCCACUGAGACGCUCAUCCCUCAUUGCCCGGACGGUGGCCAGUUCUGCCCCUCCGUGCAGUUCGACGGUCCGGCCACGGGCUCGUCAUCUUGA
This is a messenger RNA of Punctularia strigosozonata HHB-11173 SS5, 1158 nucleotides long. It is a transcript of the gene MnP10l, whose product is annotated as manganese peroxidase. Gene Ontology annotation, molecular function: heme binding; peroxidase activity. The transcript is spliced from 3 exons. Bases 1 to 1158 code for a protein of 385 amino acids. Gene Ontology annotation, biological process: cellular response to oxidative stress; response to reactive oxygen species; hydrogen peroxide catabolic process. NCBI's taxonomy places the organism in Eukaryota, Fungi, Basidiomycota, Agaricomycetes, Corticiales, Punctulariaceae. The record is from RefSeq and is a predicted model, not a curated record.